AGGGAGGCCGCUAGUCUCUCCCCGAGUGUCCUGCGGUCGGGCGGGAUCCGUGGUCGUUCGCCGGGGUUCCUCAGGGCGCGUGCUUGUGUCAAGCGGGGUUCUUCGCUCGGGGGUCGUGUGGGUUGGUUCUCUCCCUCUGCUUGGGGGGUUUUGUGGCUGAGUCGCGUUCAGGAGGCGUUUGAAGGAUUGUGUGUUGACGAAAAAAAAGUGAUCGGAAAUACCCUUGUCCGUUGAGACGUUGUGGCGUUGUGGAGUAAGUCUGUAGGCCUCAUUGCUUGGUAUUCUUUUUACUGCGUUUCCUGAUAUGAGAAGAAGGAAGAGAGAGUGAAGAAAAAUAUUCUUUGGACUUAUUAUCACUUUAGGGGAAAAAAAAGAAAUUGAAUCAGUGUUAGUGUAGAAAGGAAGAGAAGACAAUGACCUUCCCUUUUAUUCUUAGAAGCUCUUUUUACCAUCUUAUGAGCGCUUUGUGACACGGCGUUUGGGUUACCUGUGAGAGAAAAAGAGAGAAAAUAAUAAGGAGAAUGCAGAUAUACACAGUAGAAAAACAAGAAUUAAGAACAACGAAGGAAAGGAAAGAAAUGAAAGAAGUGGAGACGAAAAAGCAUAUGGGGAAGAAAUAGUACGUAGAAUACCUAAAGAACAGAACAAAGGAGAGCGGGAGAAAGACCUUUUUUUUAAAGCAAUGGCGUUCCCAUUAACGCCUUCGAACGCAGCCAGGACAGGAGGGAGUUUAUCGCCCUUGGAUCUCGCCGGCGCCCUCGGAGUGUGAGGAAGGUCCUGCUCCACACCUCCUGCAGGAUGACGCAGAAGAAACAAAUUACAGAUACCGAGAACGCCAUGGACUUCGUCGGGUCAGCCAAGAGAGCCCUGCGCUGGUGCCCGACGCGAGCGAUGCGACGCGGGGGGACGCUGCUGCUGCUGUGGUGCUCCUUCUGCUACCUCGUCUUCAGGUUCUCUGGCCAGGACGAGUCGGCGUUCAACCACGCGGGCACGAUGACGGGCCGCCUCCUGCUGCAGAAGAUCGUGGAGACACGCGCGCCUCCGGUGGCCACGACGGAGGCCAGCUCGCCCAACGCCACCACGGAGUUCAACCCCCACGAGCUGGAGCCUUCCAUCGACAAGUCCCCCUCGCUCUCGGAGAAGGACCUGGCGGCGCAGAUCCAGGGCCUGAUCCCCAACCUGCCCGUGGAGUACUGGCAGAAGUACAAGGGCAAAGUGCUCUCCAAGAACAAGACCUGCGCCAAAUUCCCCUCGCUCUACGACAUCAGCUUCAACAACAUGUACUGGCAGACGCUGCAGACGAGCAACGGCACCUUCCACCUGUACGGCGCCUACUACGACAACCGGACGCUGGUGGCCAUGAAGCCGGUGAUCAGGGUCCUGGGCAUGAUCAACCGCCUGGAGCCGCGCGUCAAGACCUUCUGCCAGCUGUGGUUCGACGGCUACAAGGAGCCCGUGUUCGCCAAGGUGUGGGAGUACAAGUACAUCUGGUACAAGAAGUGGGGCAACUACAAGAACGGCCUCUUCCAGCCCUACCUGAUCGCGUGCCAGGUCCCCCCGGGCUACAGACACCUGGUCCCCGAGUCCGUGUCCCUGGUGGAGCGCCCCUGCGACAUGGCCACCACCAACCUCAGGGUCAUCAACAACCGGCCUCCGAACGGCAAGAAGGAGGACUUCGCCGUGUGCGUGAAGGGGCUCGACUUCCUGCACGACGACCUGAGCGUGCGGCUGGUGGAGUGGCUGGAGAUGCUGUUCCUGCUGGGGGCGCACAAGGUGUUCCUCUACGACCUGGAGGUCCACCCCAACAUCUCCAAGGUGCUCAACUACUACGAGGAGCAAGGGCGCGUCGAGGUCACGAAGCUGACCUUGCCCGGCGAGCAGCCCAACAUCCCCGGCCUCAUCCACAUGUACCUCAAGUCGAAGGUCACGAAUAAGAGGCAGAACGAACUGAUUCCCUACAACGACUGCCUCUACAAGAACAUGUACCGCUACAAGUACAUCGCCUUGCUGGACACUGACGAGGUCAUCAUGCCCAAGAGCUCGAUGACGUGGAAGUCCCUGAUGGAGACGGUGGUGCCCAAGGCCCUCAAGACCAAGAAGGACCCCCGCGCGUCCUACAACGUGCGGAACGUCUACUUCAUGGACACGAUGCGCCACACCCACGGCUGGUUCAGGGAAAUCCCCCACUACAUGCACAUGCUGCAGCACGUGUACCGCUCGCGCAACUACACCAAGCCCGGCCAGUACGUGAAGUGCUUCCACGACCCGGGCCGCGUCCUCACGCUGCACAACCACUUCCCGCUGUCGUGCCUCGGCGGCGGCUGCUCCUCCUACGCCAUCGACACCGAGGACGCGCACCUGCAGCACUACCGAGCCGACUGCGUGACCACCCUGAAGAAGUCGUGCUCCACGGAGUACAAGAACCACACCAUCCUCGACACCACCAUAUGGAGGUACCGCGAGCCGCUGGUGGGGCGGGUCACGGACACCCUCGUCCGCCUGGGCUUCUUCAACCCGGGCACGGCGUCCAGACCCAACGACCCCCCCGCGUCGGCCGUCAGGAGAAAGUGAUCCUCCGCGCUCUAGUGAGUCGCCGAAGGUGGUGUUGUCCAUGUGCCUUACCUGGUGUGAUCCGCCCGCAGUCAGGGUCAAGCGUGUCCCUUCCGAGUCCCGAUAUCAUCCUCACUGUCAAGUCCCCCCCCUCCCUUUGCCAUCUCCUUCCUCCUCCUGUGCCUACGCCGAGAUGGAGGGUGGCAUCGUCCCUGUGGUGAUUCUUGCGACAUAUCUUCAUGCUGUGUGAGUGGGCGUGGCGACGCGGCAGGACCUGUCUGAAGUGUCAUGACCUCCCGAAUCCUCGCCAGCGUCGGGCAUAAAUGUCGAGAACGUGGUUUAUUCACCUCUAGUGACGCGUGUGUCUGUCUUUUUAUAUGUUAGAAGGGUAUUGGAUAUUUUUAUGAACGGUGAAUGCUUAUGAAUAAUAUAGUCAGAUUCCAUUUGGAAACGGAAAGCGGUUAUUAGCAUCAAGCGCAACUUCAGGUGCCACCAUCAGCUGCUGUAGUGAGAACAGCGUCCUUAUAUCUGCACAAAUGCAUUUCCCAACAGAUUUAUUAUUCAGUGUUUGUGGCUUAGUAUCUUGAAAAUGUAAAAACAGUACGAUCCAUAUCUUCUCUCACGAGGGAGGGACAGUCACCGGUGUGGAAUACGAAGACUCAACUGUGAUUUAUAGACUGUACGACCUUACAAAGCAGUAAUGUAAAUAUAGCUUAGGAUUAGCAGAUUUCGCCCUCCAUUGUCACUCUAGGUCAAGCUCCGCCCACGCGAAGGCGGCUUCUCUGUGUUGUGCGUCAGUUUCAUCUUUUUAUUUUCAUGUUUAUCAGUAUUAAGGGAAAUAUAAAAGACAAAAUGUUAUAUUGAAAUGUGUGUUUUUAUUUGCACAAGUUUGUUGGAUUUUCUUUUUUUAAGGGUGGGUGGGAGGCGAAGAGCCUUCUUUAAGAUUAAAUCUAUUUAUAUUAGGGUCGUGCAUAUCAUGAGAAAAUAUCAUCACUAAUGAAAUGUUAAAAAAAAUAAUGGUCGCAAAUAUUUUCAACGUCAGUCCAUUUUUUAUUAGUUUGCGUGCAAACGACCUCAAGUACUUAAAACCCAAAAUGUGAAAAUGAAUAAACGACAGCAUAUCAGUGCUAGGAAAUUCAAAAGGAUUUUUUCCCUUUAAAGUUCUCCUGCCCACAGCAAGGGGAAACGGCGAUAUUUCUCUGACUA
Messenger RNA from Penaeus indicus, 3756 nucleotides. RefSeq lists its product as uncharacterized. NCBI's taxonomy places the organism in Eukaryota, Metazoa, Arthropoda, Malacostraca, Decapoda, Penaeidae. Gene Ontology annotation, cellular component: cytoplasm. Bases 799 to 2571 code for a protein of 590 amino acids. The record is from RefSeq and is a predicted model, not a curated record. Gene Ontology annotation, molecular function: glycosyltransferase activity. The transcript has 3 exons.